AUCCAAAUCUUGGCCGUUGAUUUGACGCCACCACGAUGGUACCACAACCAACCAACCUACCAACAACAGAGCCACAACCCUCAUUGGUUUCUUUCUCUGUUUCUUUCUUUCACCAAGCUAGUUAAUUGAUUAUCCAACAACCAUACAGUAUCAUGUUAUCCAGUCAUACGAGCCGUGCCAUCAAGAACCAAGGUCGAUCGGUCCUGUUCCGAAAGCGGAGUCGAAGCAUUGCGUGGCAACAAGACGGACGUUGCCUGUCGGUCUUGGCCAGGGAAAAGCAACCACAGCAAGAAACCAAUCAUCAUGACCAAUGGUCGGCUGCAUAUCUCGUCCUGGCAGGAGCUGCCGCGACUGUUUCCUGGGUAUCCUCUUGGAAAAAGAAAGAUAACACAACCUAUUGCGAGCAGAGUCAAUCAGCCGAUCUACCCGUCUAUGGCAGCAGUAGUGAUCCCAUGAUGGAUGCCGGACAAGCAGCAGCCACGGACUUGAAGGAUGUCUAUUUGGUACCAUCUCCCGUACAGGUUAGCGAAGAACAAAUCAAAGAUCCCUCCUCGGAAUUGAACCGAGGUGCCAGAGCCUUUGAGGUAUCCUUGGAUUCUUGUCAACAACUAUUAUUGGCCACUUCCAAACAGCCACCACCAGAACAGCAACAAGAAGUGGAACCACAGCAAGAGCCCAUAGAACAACCCUUCACGGCCACGACACCUGCUGUCGAAGAAGUUGCUCCCGUUCGAUUGGCCGAAAACCUACAACGCGUCAAUACCCGACACCUUGACGACACCAAUAUGGUGACAACUCGCAAAAUGUACUUUUAUCGAACGCCUCGCAUUCAAUCGCGCAUGCAAAAGAAAUUCAUACUCUUGGCGGGACCUGCCUCGGAAGAUUUGGGGGCCGAUAUCGCGCAUCUACUAGGUCUCGAUCUCAAUCAUUUGGAAGUGGGCGCGCACAAUGAUGGAGAAGUCAAAAUUCACAUGCAGGAUUCCGUACGAGGCAAACACGUCUUUAUCAUCAAUUCCACCAACUCGAUUGAUACCGUUGUGGAACUCAUGCUGUUGAUAUCCACGCUCCGACGGGCCAGUGCCAAACACAUUACCGCCGUCGUGCCAUACUUUGGAUACAGUCGACAGGAUCGAAAAAUUGCACGAGAACCGAUUGGGGCCGCCGAUGUCGCGCUGAUGUUGGAGGAAAUGGGUGUCGAUCGGGUCAUGUGCAUGGAUCUUCAUUCGGAUACCCUUCGUGGAUUCUUUCCCCCCAAGAUUCCAGUAGAGAACCUAAUUCCCGUUCCAGUGGCCGCCGCCUACUUUCACGAAGAGCUGAGUACCAUGCUCCCUUUACCGCCUGGUUUUAACGAAGAAACCGAUACCCCUCCGUAUCCCAAAGUCACCGUCGUGGCAUCCCACGAAUCCCAAGUCGCCCGUGCCAGUCAAUUUCGAACCGUCCUGCAACGACUCAGUGGCAAUUCCGAGAUUGAAUUGGCACUCAUCAGCAAGAAUCGACAACGUCGCAAUUCUACCAGUUACGACCCCGUACUGGUGGGCAAUGUCAAGGGUCGCAAGUGCAUAUUGGUCGAUGACAUUGUCAAUACCGGUUCUACAUUGAAAGGCAACGUGGAACAACUCAAAGAACGAGGUGCCGAAUCCAUCUACGCAUGGGCGACGCAUGGCGUGUUUGGACCCGAUUCCGAUGUCCCUGCACGAAUACAGGAAUUGGAGGCAUUGGAUUAUCUCUUGAUUUCCAAUUCGGUCAAUAACGAUUGUCGUCGUCGACUUCCUUCCAAAGUGCGACAAUUGAAUGUGGCACCGCUCUUGGCCGAAGCCAUUGCGCGGGCGUUGCACAAUCAGUCCAUCUCGAGUAUUUUGAGUUUGGAGAAUAUGACGGUGGAACGGUACGAUGGGUGAGAUAGUAGCCUUUCAUAGUGUAGUGAGUGACCUACAUGCCUGUAACUAAGAAUAUUGAAUUGGGCUACUAUUCUAAGCAAUGGAACCACGUGAUUAGGAGUCAUUUCGGCGCAAGCUACCGGGUACAAGCUGCCUAGUGUGGAUCAAUCAUGAGGUGGUGACGGUUGCUUUGCUGCUCUUCAGGAUUUCAAAAUCUGCUACUAGGGCGCCGUGAGGAGAUGUCGAUGCCAAAUACAUGUAGACGACAGCAACCCGAUGAUGGAGCACAGAGAUACCUACCGUACAACGUCUAGCCAGAGGUAGCUAAAUAGAUUUCAUAGGUUUCGACUGUUGCUAUGUAGAUCCAGCCUGGAGCCUAAAUACGGCUCAUAACCUGACAAUGUAUGGCUUCGCUUGAGGUGUGCGCUGUGGCGCGGUCGGCGUUGGUCUUUUUCCUUGGGUUCGUUGCGGCACACGACG
Molecule: messenger RNA, 2357 nt
Organism: Seminavis robusta
Lineage: Eukaryota; Bacillariophyta; Bacillariophyceae; Naviculales; Naviculaceae
Source: the annotation of a GenBank genome assembly